UUAUGCUAAAAUAGUGUGUUUUUAAUUAUUAAACCUUCUCCUAUAAACCAUGAGCCGCUCUGAUGAUGAUGCAACUUUACUUUGGCAUCACGUGAUGCAAGUUUUCCCGCGCCAAAGCCGUUAAGAAGAAACCGUUAUAUAACGAACCUUAUCGGAGAAAGGCUUCACAAAUCUCUUUCUCUCUGCUUUCGCGUUCCUCUGUUUCCUCUCGAUAGUGCUGACGAUUCUUGGAAGAAAAAGCUUCGAGAAAAGACAACAAUGGCAACGGAAAGAUCCUUCUCGCAGCUCCCGAUCUCCUCUUCUCACGGUGGCAGGAGGAUGAUGAACACCAGGAGAGGAGUUUUCCCGGUGUCGGAGUACUGGAUCCACGCGAUUCCCGUGAUCAUCUUCCUCUGUUUCUUCACACUCUGGUUCUUCUCCCACUCAGUGAGCUUGGACGAGAACAGUGGAGAGAUAAUUUCAGUGCGUCUCCUCGAGAAGAAAUCCAUGGCGGCCGUGAGAAACGAGUCUCACGUGAGUUUGGCGGUUCUUGCUUCCUCCGCGGUGUCACCAGUCGUCUCUGCCAACGUUACUCUCACUGCUCAUCGCAACGAAACGCAACCUCGCAAUGCAACCGACACGAGUGAGCUUCGUAAACGGGAAGAGAUAAAGGCGAAAGGGAAGAAGAAGGAGAAGAAGAAAGGUAGAAAAGAGAAGAUGGAGAAAGAUAUCAACAAGUCCAAAUCGGUGAAGAAGGGAAAGAAGUCACUCGCCGGUUAACACUUCCACUUGCGUCUUUUGCUGUUCUUGCUACUUUGAUUCUUGAGUUUGUUGUGAUGAUGAUGAUGAUCUUCUAGAAGUCUGUUUUAGGGUUGCUAAUACUGUUGUUGUAGCUUAAGCUGUUUCCACGGCGGUUACUACUCUGUUUUUUACUCCCUCUUAAGUCAGUU
Molecule: messenger RNA, 929 nt
Organism: Raphanus sativus (radish)
Lineage: Eukaryota; Viridiplantae; Streptophyta; Magnoliopsida; Brassicales; Brassicaceae
Exons: 2
Coding region: 259-759 (166 amino acids)
Source: RefSeq, a predicted model, not a curated record